Molecule: messenger RNA, 865 nt
Organism: Polychytrium aggregatum
Lineage: Eukaryota; Fungi; Chytridiomycota; Chytridiomycetes; Polychytriales
Product: lysozyme-like domain-containing protein
Exons: 1
Coding region: 127-819 (230 amino acids)
Biological process (GO): chitin catabolic process; cell wall macromolecule catabolic process
Molecular function (GO): chitinase activity
Source: RefSeq, a predicted model, not a curated record
UACAGCGACGGCCGGGACGCCAACCACAUCUGUCUCCAUGCUCUUGCGACGGCCUUUGCACACUUCACCCAAGAGACAGGCGGCCACAGCCAGGCGGAUCCCACACCCCAAUGGCGACAGGGGCUGAUGGCUGUGCGUGAAGACAACUGCAUUCCGUCCAGCGGCAACUGCCCAUCGUACAACUCGGACUGCGGCACGAGCAGCUUCAGCUCGAUCUGGCCCUGCGGCAAGGACGCUUCAGGAGCCUAUCUGCAGUACUUUGGCCGAGGCGCCAAGCAGCUGACGUACUCAUACAACUAUGCGCCUUUCAGCCAGAUCAUCUAUGGAGACGCCGGGGUCCUCCUGAACGACCCUGACCAAGUGGCGACGAGUUGGCUGUCGCUGGCCUCGGCCAUUUUCUUCUUUGUCUUUCCGCAAUCGCCAAAGCCGUCGAUGCUUGAGGUGAUUGACGGCACAUGGGUUCCAAAUGCUGCAGACAAAGGCAAGUUGCUUGGCAACAACUUCCCAACGACGAUCCAGAUCAUCAACGCCGAGUGCCAGGCAGCUACCACGCCUGCAAAUGCGCAAAACCGAAUCGAUUACUACAAGGCCUUUGCGCAGGAUCUCGGGCUGGACAUCAGCCAGGAGAACAUGGCAUGCGCCGGCAUGGGUCUCUUUGGCGCGGACAGCUCAACCAGCAGCGUUCCUCUGUACUGGGACAAGAGCUGGAGCAGCCAGUAUGGGUGCGAUCUGGUAACUUGGCAAACGCCCUUCAGCGCUUUGAUUACCGGGCAGUAUGUGGCGUGCGUAGAGCACAACUGGGGUGUCCAGAUCUCUUGACGAACCGGGCAGGCAAGCAGCGAGGGCGCUGGCGGCGACGCUGCGG